ACAAAAAAGAAACACAUUAAAUAAAAAGAGUUUACUGGGUCUACUGUAUGUGAUUGCACUGCAUGCUCAUAGUAAAUUACACAUGCACAUUACUAUAAUUACUAUUAUAUAUUAUGUCUGCUGUGCUGGUUAAACUAAACUGCAGAGACAGGGUUAGGGGAAAGAUCAGCUCUGGGAACAGCUGAUUGGACCUGUGUGCUCUAAUCACGACAGUUGUGGCAGGAAUACGGCAGGCGUCCACGUGCGGCGUCAGAGGAUAGCGACCACAGUGUGUUUGUGUGUGUGGAGUGUGUGCCCACUGUUAAGAGUGUGUGUGUGGAGCAGAGGAGCUGUUAGAGUGUGUGUGGAGUGUGCGGAGGAUGCUGUGUGUGAAGGGGGACAGUGCGGCGGAUGAGCGCGCGGACGGUACGGCGGAGUCUCGCGGGGUAAAGAGGAAGAUCUCGCUCACCUGCUGUGAUGUGUGUGAAAAUGAAGAGGCGAAGUACAGGUGUCCAAACUGCCUGAAGUUUUCCUGCAGUCUGCCCUGUGUGAAGAGGCAUAAACUCCAGUCAGGCUGCAGCGGCGUUCGGGACAAGACCGCCUUCGUGGUUCUGUCUCAAUUCAGCGAAAUCAACCUGCUUAAUGACUACAGGUACCUGGAAGAAACGGCACGUGUAGCAGACAAACCCAUCAGAGACACCAUCCUGCACACCCCCUCUCACACCACUAACCCAAAGAAGCUGCUGAAUAAGAAUGCAGUUGCAGCUAAAGUAAACCUGAGACUCCUCCCCAGAUCCUUCUCCAGACACAAGGAGAACACGUCUGGCUACAAUAAAUCGGAGAAGAAGCUGUACUGGCACCUGAAGCUGCACUUCCCCCAGAGCAGUGCGGAGUACACGGACAGAGUACCAGAGGACAGAGCUCUGCAGCAGAUUCUCAGUGACUACAUCCACCCCACUGAAUCAGACCCAGUCAAACGCCAGAGGUUGAAGCUGUAUGUUCUCACUCCUCCUGAUCAGAUGUGUGUGUUCCUGAAGUCAGAGCAGAGACGGCCGGGGUCUCCUAAGUACCACGAGCUCAACCUGAAGAAUACUCUCCGGGAGAAUCUGAUGUUCAAAACCGUAGUGGAAUAUCCUGAACUCCACGUGGUCCUGAGGGAGCAUCGUGACGAGUACCUCACUAAAUUCCCAGAGAGGAAGAGUGCAGGGCAGUCCACCAGCCCUAAAGAAAGCAUCCCUCAACUCACUCCAUCCUCUUCCAGAGAUGAUCCCGCAGAGAACCCCAAGCAUGUGGUGAAGAAGAGGAAGAGCAUAGCUGAGGAAUCCGAGCUGGAGGAAGGAGAGAUAAGGAGUGAGGAGGAGGAGGAGGAGGAGGAGAAGGAAGAUGACCAUGACCAUGAACAACGUGAGCAGCCUGUUUGCAGUGCAGAUCAUGCAGAUAAAGCUCAAAAUGAACAUAGCAUGGACGCAGAUCAUGGUCUUCCUCUUCAUGAUGAUAACGAUGGUUGUGAUGGUGGUCAGGGUGGUGUAGCUGAUGACAGAAAUUCAGCCAUGGAUACAAAUGACAUGGAAACUUCAUCACAUGAUCAAGGUGAAGAGGAUGAUGCUGUUGAUGCUCCUGAGGUCAAUAAAAAUCAAGAUGUUAUAAUGGAAACGGAUGAUGGUAAAGAUUGCAAGGAUACCAGUGUUGAAGGCCAUCUUCUCCCAUCUUCUUCUUCUCCUCAAGAUAAAGACAUGGGUAAUGGAGGUGAUGGUUACGUUGGUGGGGGUGGUGAUGGUCAUCAGGGUGACACCACCAAAGCCCCUCCCCUUUCCUCUCAUGAUCAGUCUAAGGAAAGCAGUUGUGGUCAGGUUGAUGCUGUCCAUUCUGCAGCUAAUGGCCAAAAGCUAACAAUGGAAACAAAUGAACAACUAUCUCAUGAUCAUAGUGGAAGAUGUGGUGGUGAUGAAGAUGAGAUUCACAUGACAGCAAACAAGCAAAUAGGUGGUCAUUCAUCUUCUUCUUCUUCUUCUCUAGAUAAGAACAUUGAUGAUGUUCACCAUAGUGAUGUUCUUCAGGGCUUUGCUGCCAAUGGCCCAAACAUUACAAAGCAAACAAAUGAUUCACUUUCUCCACCUUCUACUGAUCCUGAUCAAAAUGAAACUCAACAGAUUCAUGGUGGUGCUGAUGGUGCUUCUGUUCAUGGUGGAGAUAAUGGAGAUAAGGAAACAGAUGGUCAUCCUUCUUCUUCUUCUGUAGAUACGAACAUUAAGAACGUUCAAAACGAUGAUAAUCGUCAUAAUGAUGAUCUUCAUCAGAUUGCCAUCAAGACCUCUACCAAUGACAGAAGCAUAACCAUGGAAUCAAGUGAUCUUCCAUCUUUUAAAGACCAUGGUCAAGAGGAUGAAGGUCUGAAGGUUGAUGAUAUUAAAUAUGAUGCUUCUAAUAAUGUCCACAUAUCUGUGAUGGAAGCCAAGUCAAUUCCUCUUUCUACUCAAAACACAGAUCAAAUCCCUGUAAGUUAUGAUCACCAGCAUGUCCCUGCUGAUGACCAGAUUAAAGCACCUCCUCCUCCUCGUGAUGGUAAUGUAGAUGGGAACAAUGGUCAGGUUGAUGGUGGUAUUGAUGGUAGUGCUGCAGCAGAUGUUGGUGCUGUUGGUGCUAAUGGUGAAAACAGUGCAACAGUGGAAGUGGAACACACUGUGUGUCUUUUUCACUGUGAAGAUGAUGAUGAAAAUGGCCAAAGUCAGAUUGGUGCUGCUGCUAAUGACCAGGAUGUAUCAGUAACUGAAAAAUGUACGAGUAGCAUUGAAAGUGAUUUCCUUGAUCGUUCUCCUGAGUAGAAGAUUUAAUUUUACAAUGGACUGCUGUGAGUAAAUAGCUGGAGAUGAUCUCUAAGACUGAUCAGUUUUUGUAUGUUAGUUCAUUAUUUUUAUAAUUUAAUAUAAGGUGUUUUUCUAACUAAUAAUGAUCUCAACUUCUAAAAGAUUUUUUUUCCUUUUUUUUUUUUUUUUUCUAAUUUUUCCAAUUUUCUCCCUAAUUUACACGGCCAAUUAUCCAACCCACUCAUUAGGACUCCCCCCAUCACUAGUAAUGCCCCAACACACCAGGAGGGUGAAGACUAGCACAUGCUUCCUCUGAUACAUGUGAAGCCAGCCACCGCUUCUUUUGGAGCUGCUGCUGAUGCAGCAUUACCGAGCAGCAUCACAGCGCGCUUGGAGGAAAGCACAGCGACUCAAUUCUGAUACAUCAGCUCACAGACACCCUGUGCUGUGGACAUCACCCUAGGAGUGAUGUGGAGAGAGAGCGCCAUCUACCCACCAGGAGGGAGCAGGGCCAAUUUUGCUCCCUCUGAGCGCCAGCAGCUUGAUGGCAAAGCUGCAUGAGAGGGGGUUCGAACCUGCGACCUCCCGCUCAUAGUGUUUUUUUUUUUUUCUAUCCAGCUUUUGAACUAUGUGCUUAGUUGAAGUUGAAUAUACAUACAGCGCUGUGCAGAUGAAGCUGAUGUAAUUGUACAUGCAUACUGACAGCUAAAUGCUUAAUGAAAUGUUAAGUUUUGUAUCUGUAUGUAUUUGUAACACGUCAUACUCUCAUUUCUGAUGUUUUUAUAUUACAUAGUGAUGUGUAUAUUACACAGUCUUUUCCGUUGCUUUAUUAUUCUGUUCUCUGUACAGUAAACAGGACAAUGAUUUAUUUCUGUUAUUUGACUUUUUAAUAAAAAGUGCAUUAUCCCAUGCAUCUGAUUUCA
Molecule: messenger RNA, 3706 nt
Organism: Astyanax mexicanus (Mexican tetra)
Lineage: Eukaryota; Metazoa; Chordata; Actinopteri; Characiformes; Acestrorhamphidae
Gene: znhit6
Product: zinc finger HIT-type containing 6
Exons: 10
Coding region: 360-2801 (813 amino acids)
Biological process (GO): snoRNA localization; maturation of LSU-rRNA from tricistronic rRNA transcript (SSU-rRNA, 5.8S rRNA, LSU-rRNA); box C/D snoRNP assembly
Cellular component (GO): nucleus; pre-snoRNP complex
Source: RefSeq, a predicted model, not a curated record